UAUUUUUAUUCCUAAUAUGGCAACAUCUGAAAGUGAUGAUUUUGAAAGUGCUGAUGAAGAACUAAAUGCUAGAACUGAACAAACUAAUAAAUGUAAGAAAUAUACAUCUAUAGGUUCAGAUAGUGAUGAUGAUUUAGAUUAUAUACCAGUACAAUAUAAUAAUGCAGUAAGAGGAUCUAACAAAGAGGAGCAUAAAAUUUCAUCUUACCGAAAGAACAAUUCAAUUUAUAAAGUUAAUGAUCUGGCAGCUGACAUAAAAGCAGAAUCAAAGAGUGUUUCUGAUUUUAAAAUAUCUCAAAAUAAUAUCGAAAUUACCAAAAAUAAAGAAAAAUCAAAUAAUAUAAAUUUAAAUAGUAAAAUUAUUUUAGAGUGUGAAAAUAAUUUUUGUCAAUCGAAUAAAGAUUCAAAUACAAAUAAAUUAAAGGUCAUUUCAAUUCAACAAGAUAGGCCUCAAAGACAGCAAAAAAUAAGAGAAACUCAAUUAUUAGGCGUUAUGAAAAUAGGUACAGACAAAAUUGACAAACUACCAGAUUUAGAAAUAACAAGCAAGACUACAAGUAGGGAAUUUAAUAAAAGCAAACUAAUGAAUGAAUCAAGCAUGAAAUCAUAUGAAAAUAAAUUAAAAAAUAAAAUGAAAAAUGAAGCACCAGUAAAUGUACCCGAAGAAUUGAUGUCCAAUUUAAAAUUUAAAGACAUUUUUCAUCCAGAUGGUUGGGAAAGUUUAAAGAAUGAUAUUGAAAUUCCAGAUCUUUCAGAUGAUGUAUACCAUCCUAUAGAUAAACUUUCUUCUAGUAAUAUAGAACAAGACAACUCUAACGUCAGUUGGAGUAAAUGGGGAAAUUGGGGCAUGACUUCAUUAUUUAAUACUGCUACUGUUGGAGUAUCAACAUUGACUAGUCAUGUUAGCCAUGGAUUGUCAUUCUUAGAAGAAACAAUGGGAGUUACAGAUCAUAUAAAUUUGGUUAAAUCAAAAAAUCAUUUGAAAGAGAAAUUGCAAUUUAAUGAAGAAAAGACUGAAGAACUAAAAGAAAAUGUGCCUUCAACUUUAACCUCAUCAUUUGUUUUUGGUAAUUUUGUAUCGAGUGUGUCAUCUAUCACAAAAUUAGUAGAAUCUACUAGCACAAAGGUAAUUUCUAGUGGACUCGAUACCCUUGAGACAAUAGGAAAGAAGACUAUGGAAGUUUUGCAAGAAGGCGAUCCUGGUUUUAAAAAAAAACGAGCAUUAUUCUUGAAUGAUAAUGAAAAACCUAUUCUCUCUCAAAUCCUUGAAGAAGCUAAAGAAAAAACAGAUAUUGAAGAAAAAUCUGUAGAAGAACAGCGGCUAACAACAAAAAAUCAUUUUGAAAGCAUUUUUGAAGAUUAUCAAGGAUUAAUGCAUUUAGAGGCUUUAGAAAUACUAUCUAAACAGUGUAAUAUGAAAAUUCAACAGCAAUUAAUUAAUCUUGAUGGUAGUGAAUUAACAUCCAUGCAGGAAACAUUAGACGAAGUUAAAGAUUUGUGUGAUCUUGGAGAUGAAGAAGAUGAAAAUGAUGAACAAGAUAAAAAAGAUUUGAAAGAAAAGCUGCAAGUGGCUUGUAAAGAUUUAGAUAUUUCUAUAACAUACGAUAAACUUGUAGAUAUUUCCAAUGAUGUAAAGCUUAAAUUUUCACAAGAAAAUUCAAAAAAUAUGUUAUUCAGAGAAGUUUUUCAAGAAGCAAUAUUAUCUUUAGCCAAAUUUACAGGAUAUUCUAUUGAAAGAUUUCAUAAAACGGCAGAACUUCUUUUAAUCAAGAAACACAGAAGUACUGUCAAUGAAGCUGAUUGUUUAAUUCAGUUAACAAACAUUUUAUCAUCUCAAAUUUGUUUUAUAGCCAAUAUUCAUUGCUAUUAUUUAAGUAACAAUUAUAAAAAUGAGACAAAUAAAAAUAAUAUUCAGGCAGUUCUUAAUAAAAUUUCUUUGGAAGCAACUAAUGCAAGUUCAUACAUCCAAGAAGCAUUUAAAUUAUUAAUCCCAAUUUUACAAGUUGGUGCAAUCUAAAAAAUGGUUAAUUAUUAUAUAAUUAUAUAAAAAUUUAUAACUUUAACUACAAAUUUAUGAAGAUCAGUAUCUAU
Molecule: messenger RNA, 2091 nt
Organism: Ceratosolen solmsi marchali
Lineage: Eukaryota; Metazoa; Arthropoda; Insecta; Hymenoptera; Agaonidae
Product: protein FAM114A2
Exons: 5
Coding region: 17-2017 (666 amino acids)
Source: RefSeq, a predicted model, not a curated record